Molecule: messenger RNA, 1042 nt
Organism: Gastrolobium bilobum
Lineage: Eukaryota; Viridiplantae; Streptophyta; Magnoliopsida; Fabales; Fabaceae
Product: glutaredoxin-C6-like
Exons: 1
Coding region: 154-588 (144 amino acids)
Source: RefSeq, a predicted model, not a curated record
GGUGAAAUAAAGUAGUUAGUGAUGUAAGCAAGCACGAUCUGCUGCUCUCAUUUAUAAAAUAAAACUCCUCCAAACUGAGUUGUGUUGUGUUGUGUGUUACCAUAUCCAUAUCCUUGAGCUUCUUCAGUCUUCACACACUUGUAGGGGGCGAAUAUGCAAGGUCUACGCCACUGCUCAAACGACGUCGUCCUCCACCUUCACCUCACUACAACCACUGCCACUAUGACAAACCCUUCCCCUUCUUCUUCUUCCUCUUGCUCCUCCUUAUCCAUGGACCUUGACGAAUCCACCGAGACCCGCAUCCAACGUCUCAUAUCGGAGCACCCUGUCAUCAUCUUCACCCGAUCCUCUUGCUGCAUGUGCCACGUCAUGAAGAAGCUCCUCGCCACCAUCGGCGUUCACCCCACUGUCAUCGAAUUGGACGACCACGAGAUCGCCGCCCUCCCCUCUUCCUCCGAGGAUAACACUCCUCCCCCAGCCGCCUUCAUCGGCGGGACCUGCAUCGGCGGCUUGGAGUCCCUCGUCGCCCUCCACGUCAGCGGCCACCUCAUCCCCAAGCUCGUUGAAGUCGGUGCUCUAUGGGUAUGAUAUGAUUAAUUCAUGAGGUACAGCUAUAUAUAGCUAUUUCUACGCUAUCAAUUAUAAUUAUAACUAUCAUUAUUAUUUCCAGAUAACUAAUUGUAUAAUUAGGGUUCUCUUUCUCUCUGAAAUGAAAUCUAAAUCUGUCUUUUGGUGUUGUAAUUGAAAUUAGCAUAACAGAAUUUAGAAUCUAUUUUUCGUUGUGGUUUCUCUCUUUUGCUUGGCGAGUGAGUACUAGUGAGUCAUUAACGAGUCACCGGUGAAAUUAUGAUGACUUCGCGUGAAUGAUACUCGGAGGCAACACGUGUAUAGGAACUGCAUCUAUAUCAGUGGAUUGGCCACGGCUUCAACGAUUUAGACUCAGGUCCUUAAAUUGGGUCCCAUUGGCAAUUAUUAAGCAAUCAAGGCUAGUGUAACUUUGUCAGUAUGCUUCGGGAAUCUCUAAGCUUAUCUAUUUCUCUUC